Molecule: messenger RNA, 1017 nt
Organism: Trichoplusia ni (cabbage looper)
Lineage: Eukaryota; Metazoa; Arthropoda; Insecta; Lepidoptera; Noctuidae
Product: INO80 complex subunit E
Exons: 6
Coding region: 157-918 (253 amino acids)
Biological process (GO): chromatin remodeling
Cellular component (GO): nucleus; Ino80 complex
Source: RefSeq, a predicted model, not a curated record
ACGACUGGUAACUUUGACGAAAAAUGUCAUAUACAAAACUCUGUGACAAAACAUCUACAAAUUAUAGAAAAAUUCAAAUUUUGUAAGAAUAAAUAAUUUAUUUCCUAAGUGUACAUUAAAGUUAUUAUACUGGCGUCCGAAAGUUAUUCUAAGAAAAUGCUAGACGGAUGGUAUUGCCGCUCUAUAGCAAAUAUGCAAGCGAGCGAGGCAAGUGUGAGCAAUAAUGCGCCUGUAGAGCCCCCACAGGCGCACGACUCCCACAAAGAAUAUUCCAGUGACAGCAGCAGUGAACCUGAACCAGAACCUAAUUAUAGGUCUCAGUACAUUUCACUGAAGAAGAAACUCAAAUACCUGAUCUAUGAAAAUGAAUGCUUCCAAGAUGCUCUAAGGUGCAGUCAGAAAAGACUAUUGAAAGUAUCAAGGGAUCGCAGUUUCCUCCUGGACCGACUGCUGCAGUAUGAGAAGCCAGAAAGUACUACAUCAGAGAGUGAGGAUACUGAGUCAUCUGAUGACCCUGAGUACUAUCGCAUGGAUGUUAAAAGAAAGAAAAUAGAAGCUGGUGCUGCCAACCAGAAUGUGUCAACAGGAUCAUCAUUGAAAGGUUCAAGUGCAGUGAAGAGGAAAAGGGCUGUUGUGCCAAAAAAACCUCCUAAUACUAGUCAUCUUCACCAAUCCAGCGGGUCAAUGCUUUCAAAGGUUUCGCCGGCGUUAGGUUUCGGCCUCUCUGCUGGCGAUGGCCACAUGACGCCCGAGGAGGUGGAGCGUCACCUUCAAUCACGCCAGUCUUAUAUGGAGCUACUGCCUGAGCGUGCACCCCCCACUGUGCCUACUGAAAUGUUCAGCAAUGAUCCUUCACUGGACAGUGAGUCUAAUGAUGUGCUGGAAAACUCGCCAAACGUAGAAGAAUGGUUUGAUUAGUACAAAGUUUAUAUUUUAUUUUAAGUGUAUUCAUAGAGAACUUUGAGGUGUAACAUGUGUUUGUAAUAUUUUCUAAAAUAAAAAUGCAUGAAAUACGUA